This is a messenger RNA of Paramecium pentaurelia, 8947 nucleotides long. The record is from the annotation of a GenBank genome assembly. NCBI's taxonomy places the organism in Eukaryota, Ciliophora, Oligohymenophorea, Peniculida, Parameciidae.
AUGAAAAAAUUUAAAUACUUUCGAAUAUUAAUCAUCCUUAUAGUUUCAUUUUGUUCAUUAGCCUAAAAUGUCAAAUAAGCUCUAAAAUUAUUAGAUGAAUUGAACCCAUAUUAAAAAUUAGAAACUUAAAUUUAAACUUAAAGAACAGGGUUUGGAUUUUGGUUUAAAUACAUUGCUUUUAAGAAGCUAUUAUAAAGUCAUAUAAUAAACGAAAGUUUAGAUCCUAGUUUAGAAAUUAAAGGAUAUAUUAUGUCAUAUUCUUAAGGGGAUGACUUUGAAAUUUUAUUAUACUUAAUUAAAGACUUUAGUAAUAACUUGAUAAACUUAAAAUUCAUUAUAAAUUCAAAUCAAGAAUAUAUAGUUAAUUAUUUAUUUUACGAUUUUGAAGGCAUUUGGAUCUUUACUACUGUUGCAUUAGAUCCUAUUGAGAGCUCAAUUGAAAUUUAUUUAUAUAAUGAGCAAUCAUUUAAUAGUUUCAUCUACAAUAAAUUUCAAUUAACUACUUAAAUUCCAUAAGUAAUAAAUAGUUAUUUGGGAGGAUAUGGAAAAGUAUUAUUAAUUACAAUUAUUAUAGGUACAAAACCUUAAUUUGUUACCCUUUACAGCAAAAUAUUCUGAAUUUCUAAUUAUAGAAGUAUUUGACAUGAUAGGAUAUAAUUAUUAUUAGUUUUAUCAAAAGAUAAUUUUAGCUUAAACAUUUGAAAGAAUUGAACCUUAAGAAUAAAGAAUUUUAUUAGUUGAUGAUUAAUAUUUUAAUGGAAAUUAGCAUUAAAAUAAAGUUAUCUUUAUGGAAGGUUCCACAUUUUUAAUAUAAGGUUGGGUCAAAUUAAAUGAAUAAGUCUAAGAUUAUGGAUUUAUACUUAUUACUAUUUCUUAUACAGAAGAUGUAACCUCAUUUAAAUUUCCAGGAGAUUAAAUCUUAGUGUUACAAUACCAACUUUCAACCAGUGGUUAACUCAGCACCUAAUUCACCAUAAGUUAAUAAUUUAAUUAGCAUCCAAACAUAUACGACCCUUAUAUUUAUUGUGGAUAAGAAUCUAGUGGGUAUUUUGGAUUGCCUUAAAUUUAUCGACAAUUAAUAUCUUGGCAUUAUAUUUAAUAUCAACAAGGAAAUAAAGGUCAACUCUCAACUAUUUACCUCUACUUUUCUUAUGAUCAAAUGGUGGUUGGAGGGUCUUCUUUCAUUAAUUUUUAGCCUUACUAUUUUUCUAAUGUUAAUGCAAACAUCAAUUUAGCAGGAUCAAAAGAUUUCAAGACUUUUCUGAAUGGUUAGAUAUCAAAGUUAGAAUUUAUACAUAGUUACAAAUAUACUAAACCAUUUUUACCAAGUAUAAUAUUGAGUUUAAAUGAGAUUGUCAUCCUACUUGUAAAGAUUGUUUAGGUCCUUAUGAUAAUUAAUGUUUGAAUUGUAAUCCAAUUUAUAAUAGGAUGCAUUUACCAAUUAAAAAUAUGUGUGUUUGUUAAAUUGGAUAUAUAGAAUAAUUUGAUAGUCUUGAUUGUGUGUCUCUUAAACAAAUGUAUUAAAAUGCUGUUAUUUUAAACCAAAAAUUAAAUGAAGAAGAGGCAAUAAACUGUUAAUUAGGUUAUUUUGAAUUUCUAAAUUCAUGUUAUCCAUGGUAUUAAUGCAAUCUCUAUAAUUAGUCCAUUUGGAAAUUAAAUGCUCAAUUGUUUAGAUUGUAUAAAUAAUUAAAAAGAUUGGUUUAGAAAUCCAAUUUGUAAUUGGGAUUUUGAGCAGAAUUCUUUUUCAUUUAGAUAUACAAAAAGAUAGUAAGAAUUUUUGGAUUUGUAUUUAAUUAAUUAGCCAUUUUCAAUAUAAAUAUGUUAUGGAUGUGCAGAGUUUUGUUAAUAGAAUAGCAAUGAAUGUAAUAAGCUUUUAGGUAAUUAUCAUUUAGGCCAAUAAGUAUAUAUUAAAUGCAAAUAAAAUUAUAUCUUUAUUAAUGGAGUUUGUAAACAUACUCCUCCUUUUUGUUUAAUUUAGAAUUCAUAAGGAAUUUGCAUUGAAUGUCUUACAAAAUAUUACUUUGAUUAAGAUAAAUAAAAUUGUAUUUAAUGCCCACAAGAAUGCCUAUAAUGCCAUUAUGAUGAAAUAGUUAACAAAGUAUUAUGUGAUAGCUGUUAGGAUGUAAGUUCUGUAAUUUUUAAUGGAGUUUGCACUCGAUGUGGUUUAAAUUGUAAAAUUUGCUAACCUGAUUUUAACGUUUAAAAAUAAUAAUCAUUUUUAAGAUGUCUAGAAUGCAUAGAUAUGAAUUUAUAUUAUAUAAUGUUCAAUGCUGUAGAUUGUUUAGAAAUAACAAUCGAUUAUUGUUAAUACGCCUUUUAGUAUCUAGAGAAUAAUCAUUCGAUAACAACUAUGGAUGUAUAUUUUGAACCUAGAGAUUUUGAUGAAAAUAUUAAGGUUGGAUGUGCAAGAUGUAUGGAUGAUCUUUUUACUUACUCUCUCAUUACUUAAAAAUGUGUAUAUACUUUGUAUUAAUAUGAAAUGUGUAAAUAAUCUAUUUUUGAUUUUUAUGGAAAUUAUAUUUGUCUAAUCAUUUACAAUUAAGUUCUUCCUUUUUAGACAAUAUAUGAAUAAUAUGCCUAUUGUCCAUUAAUAGAUUAAUGUGUAGAUUGUUUAAAAAUCAAUGAUAAUAAUCAGAUUUGUUUAAUUUGUAAUUAUGGAUAUUAUGCAUCUUAUACUGGAGUUUGUAUUAAAUGUCCUGUUGAGCUUAAUUGUUUCAGAUGUGAAUAAAAUUUAAGAUUAUUUAACCAUAAUUUUAGAAAAAAUCUUAGAGCAUUUUAUAAAUAUUUUGUUGAAGAAACCAAUCCAAAUCACUUUUAUAAUGAUUAUAAUGAAAUAUUUGAAAAAGAAUAAUACAUAGUUUAAUGCACUAAAUGUCUAGAAAAUUAAGAAUUAUAUAAUGGAAAAUGCAUCAAAGCAUGUCCUAUAGAUUGUGAAUCAUGUAUUAAAAUUAAUGAUGAAAACGUAUGUCAAUCUUGUCCAUAUACUUAUUUAGGUAAGAGUCUCUCUGUUGUUGAUAAGAUUUGCUUAGAAUGUCCUACUUAUUGUUCUAUUUGCAUUAAAAGAACUUAAUCAUAAGUAUCAGCAAUAAAUCCUUAUUAUACAAGUUAAUCUUAAAUUUAUUAGAACAUUUGUAUAAAAGGAUAUUCAUAAUCAUAUUUUUAUGAUCAAGAUCUUUAGAGUUAUUAAGAUUGUAGUAAUUAUCCUGAUCAAUAGAAAUGCUUUAAAUCAGUUACAAUUGAUGUCAAAAUAUAUUGCUAGGAAAGUUUUGUUUCUAAUAAAAAUUAAUUAAACAUUAAAGAUUUAUUCUCUUCAAAUAGCGAAAUUAAUUAUCUUUCAUAUUUUGAAAAUCAAAAGUUUUACUCUUAUGCUAAUAAAAAUACUGUUAAAGAAGUCAUUUAUAAUUUUGAAAUUAUAGAUGGUAUUGAAAAUUCUUGUAUAAUUCCUCAAUAAGGACACUUUUAAUAGAGUAUGAGCAAAUAUGUAUUUUCUGCAAUGUAAUAUUGUUAUUAAUUAUAGAUUAAUUAAAUUAAAUAUGUACUCUUAAUAAUAGUCAGACCUAUAUAUUUUGGGGAAUCUUUAAUUUUUAGGUUUUACUGAAAUAAUCAUUUCCAAUAUAUCUUUUAUAUAGUCUUCUAAUUUAAUAGCUACAAUAACUGUUGAUUCCUUUUUUACACAAAGUACACUCUUUUAGAAUAUUAAUUUUGGAUCUCUUAAAAAAUAGUAAUAAUUCAAAAUUAUUGCAGGAAAUUAAUACUCAAUAGAAUUUAGAGAUACUUAAUUUAUAAAUUUACAUUUAUUUGAAAUGAAUUCUCAAUUUAUCUUAAUUAAAACUUCUUAGCCAUUAUCCUAAUUAAUUUUAAAUAAUGUUAAUUUUAUAAAUUGCAAUUUUAAGAAUAUCAUCUUAUUCAACAUUUUAAAUGAAAACUCUAUUAAAAUAUACAAUACAAACUUAAAAAUUACCAAUAUGGUUCUUAAAAACACUACUUACAUAAAACUUUCUAGUAGUGAUAUGAAUAAUCAAAUUUAAUUACAAAAAUUGAAUCUGAAUUUAAUUAUUAAUGAUUCCCUACCAUUCUUCAAUUUUAUAUAUUUCUCUUAAAUUAUUAUGAAAUAUACACUCAUAUAGGAUUCAACCUUUAUCAAUACUAUUUUUUCUACAUUAAAUAAUCUUUUUUAAAUGGAAGAUAUUACUCUAUCAUAAAUAAGCCUCUAAUCCUAAAGUACUUUAUUUUAAGGUGGUUUAUCUUUUAUUGAUGAUCCAAAAUUCAUAAUGGACAAAAUAUAUUUCAAUUUUAUUAAAUAUGAAAAAGAAAUCCCUUUAAUCUUUGUAAAUCUAGAAAAUACUCAAGCAACUUAACUUUAACUUUAAUUAUUAAAUAUUUAAAUUUAGAAUUCUAAAAUAACAUAAAUAGAAUUAUUAAAUGAGAUUGAUAUUUCAAAAUAUAAAAUAUUUUUAUCAUGUAGAUCAAUUAUAAUCAAAAACUUUUUAAUAAUAAGAGAAUAAGAUUUACCAGAAAUAGCAAUACUUAAUUCAAUGGAAGUACAUAUUGAUAAUUUACAAAUAAUAUCUAGAUAAAGAGAAUAAUUUUUAAGUUUUAUUUGUUUAAACAAUUAGAAAUUUUAACUUGAAUAUUCUCUUAUCACAUUUUUUCAAGUGAUUAAUAUUAAUAUUCAAAAUUCAAUCUUCUCAAAUGUAACUCUAUACAACUAAGGAAUAUUAUAGAUUAUUUAUGAUUAAAAGAUGAAUUUAAUUUAAGAGAUUUAGCAGAAAACCAUUACAAUUAAUUAAGUUAAGUUUGAAAGAAAUCUACUUCUAAAGAAUCUUAAUUAAAAUUCCCUUGGACUUAUUAGUAUUAUUGAUUAAAACUAAAUUUUAAUUAAACUCUCUAAUUUAAUAUUUCAGGGUAAUUUAUUGAAUGAAUUUUUGGAAGAAUCUUAAAGUGCAUCAUCUUUACUUAUAGUUGCUAUUGCUCCAAGAGGGGUAUUUUCAUUAAUUAAUUCCUAUUUAGAAUAUAAUUUAAUAUUGAAUUCUACAGUUUAAUUACUUUACAUCAAUACUAAAUAAUUAAAUAUUGUUAAUACACUAUUUAACAAUAAUAAUGUAAUGAAUUACACAACACUAUAAUAUUUUAUAAAAGAUCUUUCAUCUUCUAUUACAUCAAUAUACUCUUAAUCUGGAAAUGGGUAUUUGAAAACAUCAUCUCUAUUAGUAAAUAAUGUCCAUUUGAAUACUUCAUAAGGAUUUUAUGGAGGUGGAUUCCAAAUAAGUAGUUAGAAUAUUUCUUAAAUAAUAAUACAAAAUAGCAAAUUUAGUAAUUUAUCUAAUUUAAAGGAUAAUUCAUUAUCUUAUGGAGCAGCUAUAUAUCUAGAAAUAUAAUCAUAAGAAAUUAUAAUGAAAUUUAUCAAUAUUUCUGUAAACUAAGUUUUUACUUAAAAUUUAGGAGGAUUUCUUUAUAUAAAAUCUUCAAUUUAUCAAAAAAUAUAGAUUGAUUUUUAUAAUUCAUAUUUUAAAGAUAAUUAUGCUGAUUAAGGAUCAAUUCUAUAUUUUGAUAAUUCUAUCAAUUCAAAUUAAUAUCUAUGUAAAUUAUGUCUUACAGAUAUACAAGUUGAAUAAUCAACAUAUUAAACUUAUUUUGAGAAUUUAAAAUUAGAUAAUUAAAAUUAGAUUAAUAAUACAUUACUAAAAUAAAAGUAAUUAAUAAAUUUAAAAAUGUGUUCUUUAGAAUUAAAAAAUUCCAUUUUUGUUAAUUUGAUUUAGGAAGGCAUAUUAACUGUUGAGUAAUCUUCUGAAACUGUUUUAGCAAAUUUAUUAAUUGAUAAUGCAAUAAUUGUUAAUCAAUAAUUAAUUAAUAUUUUAAGUUAUAGUGAUAUUUAAUUAACAAAUAUUUAGGUGCUUAAUACAUAAAAUAAAUUUAAUUAUAAGAGUAAGAAAAAGAUCUGUAAAAUUAUUUCUUCUAAAUUUAAUGAUUGUAUUACAUUAUAAUAAGAAAAAGAAUAAAUUAGCCAAUUUGUUUGUGUCUAAGAAUAAUUGAGUUUUUCAUCAGAAUAAUCUGCAUCAACCCUUAUUAAUAUUCUUUAAUAAAUUACAAUGAAAACUAUUUUUUUUAGAAAUAUUACAUUUAUGAACAAUCAAGUUAAUGAAUUAAUUAAUAUUAAAUCUUUAAUAAAAUAAUAAAACACAUCUUAAAUAAUUAUGGAUACUAUUUUCAGUCAUUAAAAUUUGUGUUUAAAUUCUUGUUUAACAAUAGAACCAAUAAUAUUUUAGUUAGAAGAUAAGAUAGUAUCAAAAGAUAUCCUUAUAUCAAAUUAUUAUUGUUUAGAAAAUAAGGCUUAAUAAGGAGUUUGUUUUUAAAUUUUCUAAUUUUCUAUCAUUUUAUCAAAUUCAAAUUUUAUUAAUAAUACAGCAAUAUUGAAAGGAGGAGCUAUCUUAUAUGAAGGUAAAAGUUUAGUUCUUUAACAGUCUUAAAUUUAUUACAAUAGAGCUUAGCAAGGUGGAGGUAUUUUUUCAAAUAUUUAAUUACCAACGAUUAUAGAGCAAGAAACAUUUAAGGCAAACUAAGCUAGUUAUUUUGGGAAUGAUAUUGUUGAAAUUCCAUCAAAAUUAGCAAUUACAAUUGAUAAUUAUUAAAAUAUUCUAUUCCCUAUAGAAUUGGAUAACAAUCAAUCAAUUCAAUUAGAUCAAAUAUUAAUUAAAAAUUAUACAAUGUAUGAUGGAAGCAUUACUAAUUAAAUUUAUUUUCCUUCAGGAUAACAAAUUAGUUAAUAUUAGUAUUUUGAUCAGAUAUAGAAUAAAUAUAUAGAUGCUAAUUUAACUUUGAGAGUUGUUGCUUUGAAUAGAUAAAAUGAUAUUAUGAGAAAUCUAACAAAUUCCUUCUGCACAAUAUUCAAUGAUGAUGCUUAAAUCUAUUUAAAAACUAAAUUUAAUGAAUCUUCAUAAGAUUUUUAUUUCGAUGAUCAAAUUUUUACAUUCUCACCAUACAAUGGAUUAUCUAUUUUAUUAAAUAUCAAAUGUGAUUGUAUUAAAGUAUUAAGUAAAAAAAUAUCUAACUCUUAAAAUUAUUAAUUAUAAUUUUCGGUAAGAUCAUUUCAUUGUAAAAUUGGAGAAAUCUUUGAUCAUGAUUAAUGUAAGGCUUGUGAUUACACUUAAGAUUUAUAUUCUGUUACAAUCAAAUCAACUAAAUGUUCAAAAAGAAAUGAACUCACAACCUCUUAAGUAACAUCUGGUUAAUUAAAACUCAGAUAAGGUUUUUGGAGAUAUCAUUAGAAUUCAGAUGAUAUUUUAUAAUGCUCUUAUUCAUAGACUAAAUGCAAAGGAGGUUGGGAAACAGGAGAUUUUAGUUGUGAAAUUGGUUAUGUAGGAGCAUUGUGUGAAUAAUGUGAUAUUUAUGGAGUUAGAGGUUCAGAAAAAUUUUAGAAUCUUUUUAAGUAUUCUUGUCAAUAAUGUUCAAGCUAGAGAUAUACUAUCUUCUAUUACAUAAUUUUAAAUAUAUGGUAUUAAUAUUUAUUUUACAAACUAGGAAUAUUUUAGCCAUUGGUAUAACAGCAUUUUGUAUAAAAAAUGAUUUUAACAAGUUGUUUAGGGUAUUCUGGUUUUCAACUAUUAGUUGCAAUAAAAUAUUUCUUCAUUAUUUCUAGAUUAUAUUCUAUUUAACUAUGUUGCAAUUAAAUAUACCUAUAUAAUUGUCUUCAAUUAUAAACUUUUUGGGUAAUCCUACAGAGUCAAUAUCCUUUUCAUUAGAUUGUGUAUGGUCUAAUUACGAAACUACAUUCAAUAUUAUAUAUAUUAGAGCCAUAAUCUAAAUAUUUUCACCAAUCCUCUAUCUCAUAAUUAUUUGUUUAUUUAUUCUACUAGUAUUUAGGGUAGAGAGUGAAACUCGUCAGCAUUUAAUAUUUAAUUCAUUACAAUAUUGCAAACUCUAUUAUUCCCCUAGUAUAUUCUCUUGUUUGAUAUCUUUGAUCUCAUAUAGGGAAAUAGGGGGAUAAAAAUGGAUUCUAGCUGAUGUCACUUAUUUAUUUGAUUCAUAAGAACAUUAUUAAUGGAUUUUAUAAUUUAUUAUUCCAAUAUUCAUUUUAUUUCUUAUCAUUUUGGGAUUGGACUUUGUAGCAAUAUUUUAAAGAAAAAAAUAAUUGACACUUUUAAAAACAAAAAUGAUGUUUGGUUAUUUAUACUUAAAUUAUAAAAGUAAAUAUUAUUAUUGGGAGUACUGCAAAUUGAUAUAAAAAUUCUUAUUAGUAAUUGUGCUAUUAUAGUUUCAGGAUUAAAUAGUCUGGAAAGCAACCUUUGUAGUAUUAAUUAUAAUAGUCUAUUAACAAUUAGUAGAAACAUAUCAACCUUAUAAAGCAUCCUUAUUUAACAAUUUAGAUAGUUAAAUGCAUAUAGUUUGUCUGACAACAAUUAUUUUUAGUAUUUUAAUUGUUUAAAGUGAAAAUUAUAACUUGAAAUUCAUAGAAAUUUGCAGCUAUGUUUUAUUAAUAGCAAUAAAUGCUUAAUUUUUGUUGUAUCUUAUCAAGCUUUCCAUAAAACUAAAUUCUGUGUAAGUAGAAAAAUUUAUAGAUAAGAUAAAUUCUAAAUUAACAUCAUUAUUCCCAAUAUUAAAAUAAUAAAAAGUUUGCUUGUGCUUUGUUUAAAAAAGAACUAAGAAAAGUACUUAAAUAAGACAAAGAUUUUAGAAUCUUGUAAGAUAGAUAGUCGAAUUAGGAAAAAAUAAGGGUUUAACUCCAAAGAAAUAAGAGAAGGGUAAUAGAGUAUCUAUUAGAUACUUCUAAUAAGACUUUGAUACUGGUUAGCAAUUAACAAUUACAAAUACAAAUUUGCCUUAAAUAAGUGACAAUUAAAAAAUGCUAAAAACAAAUCCUGAAUUCAAUUAAGGUGACGAUGGAUUAGAGUAAUUAAAUAGAACUCUCACAGCUAAUAAAUAGAAUAAUUAAAAAAAAUCCUAAAUUUGA